This is a messenger RNA of Ornithorhynchus anatinus (platypus), 3306 nucleotides long. It is a transcript of the gene TMEM184A, whose product is annotated as transmembrane protein 184A. The transcript has 9 exons. The record is from RefSeq and is a predicted model, not a curated record. Gene Ontology annotation, cellular component: early endosome membrane. NCBI's taxonomy places the organism in Eukaryota, Metazoa, Chordata, Mammalia, Monotremata, Ornithorhynchidae. Bases 405 to 1700 code for a protein of 431 amino acids. Gene Ontology annotation, molecular function: transporter activity. Gene Ontology annotation, biological process: transport.
CUGCUGCCCCGAUGGCGUGCGCGGGGAGGGCGAGGCCGGCCGGCCCCUGGAGGUUGCCGGGAGGCAGGCCCAGGCUAGGUGAACAGUGGUGGGAGGCGGGUGAAGCUGGCACGCAGGUGACUUCCCGGUAACUCGAUCUUCCCUGCUGCUCUUCUCUCCCUCCUGCCUCCCUCCACCCCCUGAUCUUCCUCUCGGCCUCCCUCGCUCCACGCGGCUGGCGGUUUCGGAGGCCCAGCCGUGAGGUGUUGCCUGCCCGGCUCAGGGCCGCCCUUCCUGCCGUGGGGCCGUCUCCUCUGCCUUGGGCACGUGUCCUUUCGCCCGGCCCGGGUCACCGAGAUGGGAGUGUUUGUCUCUGGGCCCCCGGCUGCCAGGGCGACCCCGUCGGGAGCGUCCGCUGGGGCAAGAUGAAUCAGCCUCCAGCAUUCAGCAACGGGACCUCCUCUAACAGAGUCUCAGCGUCGCCCGCCCAGGUGGCUGUGGGGCUACUGCAGUCUGGACUCCUCUCCAUGAAGGACCCCAUGCUCGCUUCCAGUGAAGAUGCCCCCCAGGGCGGCAGUCUCUGGAAUGGCUCCCAAGGUGGUGAGCAGAUUUUUCUGACCACUCCAGCUGCUCGGGGCAUCUCAGGAGUCUUCGUGUGGUCAGCACUGGUGCUCACCUGUCACCAGAUCUACCUGCACCUGCGCUUCUACACUGUGCCCCAUGAGCAACGCUACAUCAUCCGGCUCCUCUUCAUCGUUCCCAUCUAUUCUUUCGACUCCUGGCUCAGCCUCCUCCUCCUCGGCAGCCACCAGUACUAUGUCUACUUCAACACUGUGCGUGACUGCUACGAAGCAUUCGUCAUUUACAGCUUCCUGAGUCUGUGCUUUGAGUACCUGGGCGGCGAGAGCGCCAUCAUGUCAGAGAUCCGUGGAAAGCUGAUCAAGUCCAGCUGCUUCUACGGGACCUGCUGUUUGCCGGGGAUGUCCUAUUCCAUUGGCUUCCUGCGCUUCUGUAAGCAAGCAACUCUGCAGUUUUGCAUUGUGAAGCCCAUCAUGUCUCUGGUCACCAUAAUACUGCAGAUGUUUGGGAAAUACCAUGAUGGAGAUUUCAAUAUCCACAGUGGCUACCUCUACGUCACCAUCAUCUACAACAUCUCGGUCAGCCUGGCCCUGUAUGCUCUGUUCCUUUUCUACUUUGCUACCAAGGAGCUGCUGCGCCCCUUCGAGCCAGUCCUCAAGUUCCUCACCAUUAAAGCCGUCAUCUUCCUCUCCUUUUGGCAAGGGAUGCUGUUGGCCAUUCUGGAGAAGUGUGGGGUGAUUCCCGAGAUGCAAAUCAUCAAUGGUAAAGAGGUGGGGGCUGGGACGGUGGCUGCAGGGUACCAGAACUUCAUCAUCUGUAUUGAGAUGUUCUUUGCUGCCAUCGCUCUACGCUAUGCCUUCACCUGCCAAGUGUACUGGGAGAAGAAGGAGAACUCACCAGUGAACGUAGCCCCGAUGCAGAGCAUCUCCAGCGGCCUGAAGGAGACCAUAAGCCCCCAGGACAUUGUCCAGGAUGCCAUCCACAACUUCUCUCCCGCUUACCAGCAAUACACCCAGCAAUCCAUGCAAGAAGCCAAGGGGCCGGGGCAAAACGGGUCCAUGACUCCCACGCCCAUCCCACCCAGCGUCAAGAGGAGCAAAAGCAUCGAGAAGAGGGUGCUGAUCCUUUCGGAUGAGCUGUAGGGACCAGUGUGGAGCACCGGAUGUAAUCCCUCUUUGCCUAUGGAACUGUUCCUGGGCACAGGCCAAGGCAGCUCACCCAGGACCAACGAUGGAAAAUGGUUUCUUGGUGUGGGAACGGGAGAGGGUGAGCAAUAACAAUAGAGGAGGAAUCUGGCCUCAAAGAGCCCGGCACUACUCCGACACUAAUGGACUCCCUCUUGGGUCUCUGCCAUUUGAGUCUGGCAGCACAAAGCGGGACGCUGUUGUCUCGGUUAGAAUUUCUAGGAGAUCUGCCACCUGGGAAAGAUGGCAGGGGGUUCUGCCUUGUCGUAGGUACUGUCAGCAAGAAAAGCUUGAGGCCUGGUCAUACUUCUUGCUGAUUUCCCUGGACUUGGGUAAUGGAUCUCAUGUGUCUCUGAGUUGCAAAGAACCCAUUGCAAGACCUCUGGAACUACUUCUUGAUGGUGAAGGAGAGGAGCGGAGGACCCCCCUGAGUUUCCAUUUCAAUAGACCACAUUUCAGCGGACCAUGCCCUGUUCUGCUCAGAUCUAAUGGCCUCAUUACCCGGAAUCACUCAAGGCUGGAGCCGUUUGAUCAAUACGCUAGGUGGAAAUUCCCACUGAUUUUUCUCUGCAAAUCUCACCCCCAGCUGCAGCCAAGGCACAGAAGACCUUAAGGGGUGCAGUACCCAAUCAAGGACACUCACUGUGGAACACCCCCAAGGGCCAAAGACAUGAAUCAUAGCGUGAAUCACCAGUCCUGGUCCCAAGGGAAUUCACCUGAAACUGAGCUGUCACCAAACUGGGCCCAUUUUUUUUUCCCCCCCAAAUGACUAGUCAUUCAGAGACACAUUGGAGUCCAGUAGUGGAGAGGGAGUGGGCCUGUUUUUUUCAGACUUGCUGAAUGUGCUUGGGACUGGUUGGAGGGGCAACAUUCUCUGCUGGACUUUUAAGAGACCAAUACUCAGAAGUAGGGGAUUUCUAUUUCUGUAAAGGGAACAGUGUCUUGUCUUUGCCUCUCUUCCCUGGAAAGGUCUCUGAAGGACCCUCCAUGUGCUAAAUUCUCAACUUGGCCUUGGGGGUGUUGUUCUGAGGAUGGCUUUGAGUGUGUGUGUGUGUGUGUGUAGGAGAGAGAAAGCGAGCGUGUACUUUCUCUAAAUGGUAGUGCCUGAAAAACCUAGCUCUUAGCUUCCAAGCUGAGGAAGUUACCUUUUCUUUCUGCCCAGAAAAGGAGAUAGAGGCAAUCUGGGCUUGGAUCCUUUCCCAGCUGGGCCACUGAGGCUGGGGAUUCCUCAUUAUGCCACAAUCAGCAGGAAGCGAAUUGCUAUUAUUUAUAAAUACAAAUGUUCUGAUUUUCUAAUGAGUUGACUGGCUUCUCCUUCUGGGGUGUGGCCCCUUUUCCCGGCAGAACCUCAAGUGGGGUCAAGUCCAGACUGCUCCCAGGGGGAGACAUCCCCUGUUGCCCCAAGGGUGUCUGACCCUUUGUUGCUGUUCCCCUGGUCUGAAGUAUAAUACGAUAGUAGCGGCCCCUUCUCUUUGAAUUGCUCCAAGCCCUUCACGGCGCUCCCGAGAGCUGAUCUUUCUUAUUCCCACAAGGUCAGUUGGAAGACAGGAAGGGUUUAUCCACA